Molecule: messenger RNA, 1976 nt
Organism: Amoebophrya sp. A120
Lineage: Eukaryota; Dinophyceae; Syndiniales; Amoebophryaceae
Source: the annotation of a GenBank genome assembly
GGAGUUAAGGCACAGACGCGGUGGCGUUUUUCGCUCAGAAAUAAAAAAAAUCAACAUGUUGUGGCUUUGACGCAAAACCGAUACUAGAUAGGCACAUUUCACCCUGGCACAGCUUUCACCUGAAGAGGCGGCCACCCAGCCAGAAAUGGGGCUCCUAAACCCCUACCCAUUGCGGCUGCAGCCGCACCGAGACGCGGUGACGCGUGUGCAGGGAACCAUCUUGGAGCCAAAAUUGAUCUCGACCAUGUGGUCCGCACCGGGAUACCCUCUGUCGAUGCUGUGCCAAAAGUUGCUGAUUUGCGAGGAGUUCACCCAGUAUCGGGGGCGGCUGGGGCUGUUGACGCCCUUCCGACUGACGUGGCGCAUGGUCUGUCGCGAGCCGAUGCACGUCUCCUUUCAGGGCUUCGGGUUUCACCUACUGCACGUCUAUGUGCGCGACUGGCUCCGCAUUUGGGGCGACGCGUUGCUGGUGCCGGCUUUCGCUCGCUUGUGGAGGAGUCCCGGCGCGGAAGUGAGAAGACUGUACUACUCCGCCCGGCGGUUAAGCUGUAGGGUGGCGGCCGGCUUCGUGGGUGGCGCGGUCACCAUCCUCCGGCUGGUGGGCCUCGGGAAGUUAUUCUCCUUGUCUCCAACUUUCAACACCACGCUUUUGUCCGGCCUGAACAGUCCCUCGGAUUCCGAGCCGGCAUCGAGAACGCGAGAGGACGACGACAAUAUUGUGUACCAUGGCAAUAGCCGCGAACUAUCGCCAAAGAUUCGCCUAGCUUCGCCGCCGCGGGGCACAGUCACAAAUGACAUAACGUCGAGAAGUAGCAGCAAAAUAAAUAGCGGAACUGCACCAGUAGAGUUUCCUAAUCCCGAACGAGGGCAAAGCGACCAUUCCGGUCCGUCCGCUGAUCCAUCUUCUCAAGUGCAGCAACAAAUAGAGUCCGACACGAAUUUUGCCCGUAUUUUAAUGAAGUACGCAACGGAGAUGGCAGCGUACCCGUUUCUCAUUCUGCACAACCGCGCGAUUUUCGUUUCUGGCACUACGAAGGACUUCUGGCGCUUGAACUACCAAAUCCUGCAACUCUACGGACUGUCCAGCUUCUUCGAGGGAUUGCCGCUUUACAUGACUACCGUCGUAGCGGAAGACUUCGUACAGAUGUUGAUCGCAAAGAUCAUCAACUGGAAACUGAGCGACCUGUCCCAGAUGGACCUGACGAUGGUCCGGUUGUCCUUUUCAGUUCUCUUCGGGCAAUUUCUCUCCCCCUUCGUGCAGCUGGUGAGCUUGCGGCGAGGGGAGUCGAGCUACUUCAUUUCAAAAAACGCGAAGGCGAUUCAAGCCGUCAAUUUGGAAUACACUCGCGGCGUGGUGAGAGUUUUGUUUAUCUACUUAUUUCUACAGGCUUUGUCUUGUUGUUCUUGUUUUUCAUAUGCUCAAAAUGGUCUCGUCGAUCGAGGACGCAUGUUGAAACAUGGAUGAACAUACACCAGUGACAUUUUCAAAAAACGCGAACGCUGACUUCAAAGUCUGCUGAUUGAAAAAGCUAACUCAAAAAUAAAUCACAUACGUACCAACUACAGCCCUCGUCCCUGAAGCUUCCGGAAGCGCAACCCGUCGGACUGUUACUGCAGCGAAUGUGCAUGCGAACCAUGUUGUACCAGCUGGCCCUUACCGGGGUGAUCGUCGGCGUGAACUAUGCCGCUGCGAUGCUGCUGAACAUGGCAGAACGAGAGGAGCGCGAGCGGAAUCGCGAGCGGGAAAAUUGAUGUGCCUUUUUGCCACGCUGAUGCAUCAGCACUGUGCUGUGUUAAGAUGUGAUCCAAAUACUUACGCAAGAAAAAAUGCAGCAAAUUAAUUGAGAGUGAACAAUUCAGGAGGUAAGUAGGGUGCAGUUUUGCUGCUGCUGUUGUAGUGCUAUGAAUAUGAAUGCAACGAAUGGAUGCGCAUUGGAUUCAAAUAUAAUGACGAGCAGACCGAUCAUUUUCAUUCC